Molecule: messenger RNA, 589 nt
Organism: Prorocentrum cordatum
Lineage: Eukaryota; Dinophyceae; Prorocentrales; Prorocentraceae
Source: the annotation of a GenBank genome assembly
GCGGCCUUCGGGCUUCGCAAAGGUGCAGUUCACCGCCCCCGCCGCCGCGAAGGCGGCACGGAACGCGCUGCACAACCAGAAGAUGGACGUGUCGACGUCGGGCUCUGAACCGCAGAGCCGGUACGUCGAGAUCUUCCUCUUCUCGGAGAGGCCGAACAAGCUCCGGUUCAAGCGGGCCGCGGAGAGCGUGCCCCUGGCCAGCGAGGAGGAGGACCCCGGCUCGGAGGAGCAGCGCAGGACACUGGCCGCCCAGAAGCAGAGGGCGUACGAGGAGUGCCGGGUGUACAUGGAGUCGCCAGGAAAGGGCGAGCUGCUCCUGAGCAUGCUCGGCGUGGCGCUGUCCAGCGAGUCGCGGCUUUACCUCAAGAGGACAGACCAGGGCCUGAAGCACUUCUUGUCGCAGUUCCCUGACGACUUCUCCGUGGGAGAGGGGGCGAGGGACCCGCGGAUCUGCCGGUGGCCCGGCCGCCGCCGAGGGCGCCGGCCGCGGCGCUCGAGGACGCGCCAGGACGACUGCCGCCGCCUCCGGGCCGGCGGCCCGCGGGCGCCUCUGGCGAGGGGCCGCCCGUGCCGGCGAGCCCGAGGGUGA